Messenger RNA from Prorocentrum cordatum, 1891 nucleotides. NCBI's taxonomy places the organism in Eukaryota, Dinophyceae, Prorocentrales, Prorocentraceae. The record is from the annotation of a GenBank genome assembly.
CCAGGACCCUGUCCGCGCAUGCGCUGGCGUACUUCCACGCCCUCAACGCCUCGUCGGCCAGGCGGCCCGUGCUGGUGCCGCCGGGAGACCUGCGGGGGCCCGCCUCGCAGGUGUCGAAGCCCGCCGGCCGCCACCUCAGCCUCCUGGAGAUGGGCAGCGCGGCCUCCAGGGCGGGCGAGGACUUCCAGCCCUCGGAGGAGUUUCAGGCCAGGGCAGAUGCCGGGCAGGGCGGGGGCGCCGAGCUGCCCUGGGGCGUCGGCACUCCGCGGGGCGGCGACAACUGGGUCGUCCACGAGUACUCGGCCAUGCACAUGCUCGACGUCCCCCACUGGGUCGAGUACAGUCUGGAGACCGGGGACAACAUCCAGACCUUCAGCAGCGCCUGGCAGGACGUCAAGCUCAUCACGCAGGUGCUCGAGAACGUCACCAACGGCUUCUACCUGGACACCCACGGCGGGGACGGCGAGACGAACAGUUACACUCUCCUCCUGGAGAUCACUGGCUGGCGCGGCCUCAUACUCGAGCCUCAAAUUUACGAGUUCGCAACGCUUUGGGGCAAGAUGCGAAAGGCAUGGCUGUUCCUCGGAUGCCUAUCUCCGACUGGGAACGCCACGAAGCUAGGUUUUGACACCGAUGGCGUACUUGACAUGUUGAGCGGUCACCAGAUCCACGCCUAUAAUUUGCCCACCUUCUUGGAAGAGAUGGGUGGCCGCAAGACUAUUGACUUCUGGGCCGUGCACAACGGCCAUUACGAGGCAGAGGUCCUGAAUGAAACCUUCUUUGGCACAGGCAAGAACAUCGAAUUCGGAGUCGUCCUGGUCCGCUUCAAUGGACGUAACGCUGGCCGUGGCUCUCAGUGGUUCGUUCAGCACAGAACCAAGGACGAGACCGAGGAGCUCGUCUUUGAGAUCAUGCACAACGCCAGCUUCAACUACAUCGGUGGCCUUGACGCAUUUUGGAUCAACUACGUCGAGCCGCGCUUCCAUUACAAUGACCAUGUGUGGGUGAACCCCGCGUACUUCGAGAGGCGCGGUAUUCCAAUUCCGACGUGGUGCAAGUCGGCGCCCCCCCCUGCGCUGGAGUACCCCCGUCAAGGCCACCUCAACGUACCUGGACUGGACAACCUUGCCAAGUGGACGGGCUCGGGAAGUUCACCUGGUCCGCACGUCUAUGGACAGGCGACCGACAAGACGGCUGGGGGUAUCCCCCAUGGGUACGGGAGCCCAGGGAUCCCCUAUGGGCCGUCCUCGCGUAACCCCUUUGGCAUCGACCAUCAGGAGUACGACGACCCGGCAUACAUGUCCUUAGGGUCCAGCAACCCGUCGCACCCAGGACCACAGGGAGGAGGCGGCACCUGGGACCCCCGCUGGAACUGGGACGCGGGCUACACCUACGACGAGGAGACGGACAAGAUGAUCGCCUACAUAGCGAAGGCGAAGGCCGACGCCGCGUUCAGAGAGGAGCCGGCAAAGGCGCACCGCGUCCAGUACAACCGGUUGCUGUCAGUGAAGGGCCGAUAGGGUACCGGGCAAUUGGCCCCCUUGCUCUGAUGUUUCAAUUUUUAUCGAGCGGACGGCAGCAGGGGGGCAAUAAGCGUGGGGGGGUCGAAGCUUUCAGAGAAGACCAGCACGUGCCCAAGCAAGUGCGCGCAGGGUGCACGCUCUUCACCCCACGUUUACCGCCCUCCCCCUCAGCGGACGCACACCCUGCAUUGUCCUGGUUGGCGGCAGACCUGGCUGCCCCGUGCAUCGUUCACCUGGGCCGGCCUACUCUCUUAUCUCCCCCCCAUCGCUAGGGUGCAAUUCCUAGGAGGUUCAUUUCUGUAUCGCAGUAGGAAGUGAUGGGUCGGAUGUCAGGUGCAGCGCGAGCGCACCUAGUUUACCUUUGUCCC